This is a messenger RNA of Drosophila rhopaloa, 2306 nucleotides long. RefSeq names its product alpha-1,2-mannosyltransferase ALG9 (gene Alg9). Bases 82 to 1953 code for a protein of 623 amino acids. The transcript is spliced from 4 exons. Gene Ontology annotation, molecular function: alpha-1,2-mannosyltransferase activity. Lineage: Eukaryota; Metazoa; Arthropoda; Insecta; Diptera; Drosophilidae. The record is from RefSeq and is a predicted model, not a curated record. Gene Ontology annotation, cellular component: endoplasmic reticulum membrane. Gene Ontology annotation, biological process: protein N-linked glycosylation.
CAUUUCGCACAUAAUCUUUAGCUAGAAAAUCUUUGCAAGUUCUGAAUACGUAUCCGGAUAUUUUACCAGAAAGUCCGGAUUAUGGCGCCUCCGGCUGCGCGGGCUCGCUAUAUAGCCAACAAGGCCGACAACCAGAUUCUGUCGAAGAAGCCCCCAAAACGACUGGGCCUGAAUGGCAACAACAAAUCGAAGGACGGCGCACCGGCCGGCAACAAGAAGGAUAAAGAUGCCAAGAAGAGCAAGCAAUCCGCGAGUGGGGGUCAAGAGAAGGGCUCCCCCAAACCCAUUAUGCCCAGUGUGCAGACCGCCUUCAAGACUUUCGUGAGUGCCCGGUUGUGCAGCGCCAUUUGGGCGUACAUAGCCGACUGCGACGAGACCUUCAACUACUGGGAGCCGCUGCACUACAUCAUUAAUGGCCACGGACUGCAGACGUGGGAAUACAGCCCGCAGUUUGGACUGCGAUCCUACACUUACCUACUCCUGCAGGGCGUGCCCGGUUACUUUUACCAGAAGAUGUUCAAUCCCAGCCCCAUUCUCAUUUUCUACAUGGUGCGGUGUAUGUUGGGAUUCGCCUGUGCCGUGAUGGAACGCUAUAUGUACAAGUCCAUUUGCCAGGAAUUUGGCAUACACAUUGGUCGUCUGUGGCUGAUUUUCCAGCUCUUUAGUGUGGGCAUGUUCGUAUCUAGCACUGCUCUACUACCCUCCUCCUUCUCCAUGUACUUCGGAUGUGCUGCCCUGGCCGCCUGGUGGCAGCAAAAUUAUUGUUUCGCCAUAUUCCUGACGGCUAUAUCGGCUCUGUUAGGUUGGCCUUUUGCUGCGCUGAUUGGCAUUCCGCUGGUGCUGGAGAUGCUACUGAGGCAGCGGGAUUGGAGGACCUUCAUUCAGUGGACUCUGAUAUCUGGCGCCACCAUUGCUAUACCCAUGAUUGCCAUCGAUACGAGCUACUUUGGCAAAUUAACAUUUGCUCCUCUGAACAUUGUAUGGUAUAACGUGUUCACCAGUCAUGGACCCAACAUCUUUGGCACCGAGCCGCUGAGCUACUACAUUAUCAAUGGUUUCCUUAACUUUAACAUUAUUUGGCUCUUGGCUCUACAACUACCCAUCAUGCUGGUCAUGGACUAUCUGAUUGUGCCAGCCAAGUCGAAGUCUACGCUGAAUUUCCCCCACUACAUCUCGCUGGCUCCCCUCUAUCUGUGGCUCUUGGUCUUUUUCGCCCAACCACAUAAGGAGGAGCGCUUUCUGUUUCCCGUAUACCCACUAAUCUCGCUUUGUGGAGCUAUCACCGUGGAUGUGUAUCAACGCAUUUUCUUUCGUAUCAAAAUGCUGGUGUUCAAGAUCAAGUCGGGAGUUCAUUAUCUCGACCACAGCAUGUUUAUUGCAAUACUAGUAAUGGUGACCAGUACUUUGCUAGGACUUUCUCGCGUAUUUGCUCUGUACAGAAACUAUCACGCACCCAUGGAUUUGAUGCUGGAACUGAACCAGUUUAAGGCGACGCCGCAAUAUAACCCAGACUUGAUAUACAACGUUUGCAUUGGCAAGGACUGGCAUCGCUAUCCCGGAAGCUUCUUUUUUCCUGCCAGGAAUUUCCGUUUGCGUUUCCUAAAAUCCGAGUUCCGCGGAAUGCUGCCAGCCUACUAUGUAAUGGGCCACAAUGCCACUCAAUUGGUGCAUCCGUACUUCAACGAUCUUAACCAGGAGAAUGAACACAUGUACUUUGACUACGACCAAUGCGAUUUCCUCGUCGAUUUCGAUGAGGGCAAGUAUACGCCUCUGGAACCGAACUACUCGAAACGAUCAAAGGAGUGGUCGGUGAUGAAGAGCCUGCCCUUCCUCAUCCCGGAGAAGUCGCACAAGGUGUUACGUGCCUUCUAUGUGCCAUUCCUGACCGACAAUCACAUUCAGUAUGGAGACUUUAACCUGCUCAAGCGAAAAACGAAACGCAACGGCAGGUAAAGGCAGGCCGUGCCAUUUAAAUAGCAUUUUAUACUUAGCAGAAGGGGUGGUAGACAUUUGCUUUUAUUAAAAAAUGUAAAAUUCCAAACACUUAUGAAACUAUAGCUCCAAUAUCUUAUUCAUAUUGGAUCUGAAGUAUUUUCUAACUAAAUUCCACCCCAUAGAGUCAUACUGUAUUUUGUUUAAUCCUUUCUAUCCUACACUGAACUGUAAAAUCCUACCUACUAUCUAUUCUAAGUGAGUGAACCGUUUUUAAUCCUAGUUAUUUUUGUUUUAUCCAUGCCAAAGUUGUGAAGAUCACCAGAAUCGAAGUAGAACGUAAGCCUCAACAAUAUAAACAACGAGAUUCGUAA